AUUUCUUUAUUCUUACGCUUGGUUAUAAGUCCGAAGGUCGGAAUAGAAUCACCUUCUAAGGAUCAGAUAGAGGAGAAGGAGAAGGAGAAGGAGAAGAAGAAGAAGCUUUUUCAUUGGCCGUUUCUUCUAGGGUUGGAAUCACCAUUUUGUCACGCUCUUCUACUCUCUUUUCCUCCCAAAACCCUAGUACUCUUUCCAGUUUCAACACCCCAAUCUUGGGUUUUUUCGUUUUAAUCUCAAAAGUCCCGAAUUACAUGAACGUAGUCUCAAAUUUCAAUCUCAAUUGAUGCGGAUCCUCUAUUGGUGGCUUGAGCUGAAGAAUGUGCCUGUGCCUUUGUGGUUCUUUUAACAAAAUCCAACGUUGUACUAGAAUACAAUUCUAGUUUUAUAGGAUUUGAGAUGUAUGGUCAAGCAAAUUAUGCUUCUCAGUUUGGGCAGGGUCCUCAGAAACCGUGGCCACCUGCAUACCAACAGCGUGCAGGAGCGCCUCCUCCGCCUCCUCCUCCUACCUCAUAUGUUCAACCAGGCCCUCCAAUCCCAUCACAUCCUGUAACUCAACAAGCACCUGCGCCCCCACCUCAGGCUCAACCUCUACAUUUGUCUCAGCCGGGUUCCCAUGGCCCACCGCCUCCCUUCUGUCAGGGCCCAUCCAUUCAAGUGUUACCUGGCGGAAUUACGAAUAUCCGUCCAUAUUUUCACACGUUUCCACCAGCCCAUGGAAACACUCAAGUUUCUGUAUUUAACUCAAAUGCUCAGCAAAAUGUACAACUUUCACACUCGGGAGCUCAAAAUAUGCAUCAUGUUCUACCUCCGCCGCCACCACUACCACCACCACCACCACCCCCUCCACCCCCUUCUCAAGCUCCCAAUCCAGAUUUAUUACGGCCUCCGCAACCUUCUACUGUCGGAUCUCUUCAUCCUCCUUCACAAGGACAAGCUUUCUAUGGAGCUUUAACUCAUCAACCAUUGCAACAAGGUGGUUUGCAGGUCUUUCCCUCUAUUCCACCACACCCAACAACAUCCACUUUUCCUACUCCCUCAUCCAAUUUUCUUGGAGAUUCUCAUCUGCUUCCAAUGGCUCCUCCUCCUCCACCAUCCUCUCCGCCACCUAUUCCACCUUCUCCCCCUCCUCCCACCUCACCCUCUCCUUCAAUUCCACACCCAGAUUCUUCAAACUUAUCGCAUGGGUCUCACUUAGGUCCCAGUUCUACCGUUCAUUAUAGUAAAGACUUGAAGCCCUCUGAAAUUGAUCAAGGAGGUGCACCUCCCAGUCAUUUAGGGGAUAAUGGACCCAAGCAUGAAGAACAUGGAAACUUAGAAGUUGGUAGUGGCCUCAUGGUUUCUAAAGUGGACAAUGAGAUAUUGUCAGAUAAAGAUUAUGUGCAGGUUCUUCCUCCAUCUCCACCUAAGCCAAAAGAUGAUAGAAUUGUCAAGAAGAUAGAAGUGUUAUGUCAGCUCAUUGCUGAUAAUGGUCCCAGUUUUGAAGACACAACUCGACAAAAGGAAUUUGGUAAUCCAGAGUUUGAUUUUUUAUUUGGUGGUGAACCAGGAAGCGAAUCUGCAAUUGCCCAUGAAUAUUUCCUGAGGAUGAAGAUGAAAUAUAGUUUGGCUUCCAAAAAUAUAGAAAUAACAGAAAAAUCUCCAUUGAGAUAUUUAAGAAUUGAGCCACAGUCUGAGAAUUUGACAGCGUCAGCAGCAUCCCUUUCACCUGCAAACUCUGACAUGGAGAUGGAAGAUGACAUCACCGUAGCUGAUAUAGAAGAAGGAACUAGUCACUUGUUUGGAAUUCAAAGCUAUGAGUGCAAACCAAGAAAAGAAGAGCAUGAUGCAAGGGAUCUGGUACAAUUACAAAAACCUGAAGUUUUGAGAAGCUGCAGCCCUGAAAAGGAGAAGGUAGCUGAAGAUGGAGGGCCAAAACUUCUGCUCAACCACGAAAAAUCUGGCAGCAUUGCAGCUUGCCAAGUUCACAGCCCUGUCAGAAGUACUGCUGGAGUUGCUGGGCAUCCACCAGGAAACGAUUUUGAGAAUUCUCUUAUCAGCUUACAAAAUGACAAAGGUCUAGCCGGUGAAGUAGCAUCUUCCGCAGCCACUAUUUCUAGUCAGUCUACUGCACUUAUUACAGGUGGCAGCCCAUUUAGACUUAUACAGGACUAUGCGUCCGAUGAAAAUUCAGAAAGUGAUGAGGAUUCACACCAUACAGAUGUCCAUUUCGUCGCUAUCUCACCUUCCACUCCUGCUUAUUCCAAGACUUCUGGCAAAGACACUGGUGAUCUGACCACUCUUGGGUCAAAAGGUUCUUGCCAGGUUCAGUGGAGUUAUGUUCCACCUUGUGAAUUCUCAAUGCCCGAACCUGGUGCUCAGUUCCACUCAGAAUCACCAAAACAGGUUAUUGAUGCUACUGAGGCAAAUGUCCAAAAGACAGGGAAUGAACAAAGCUACAACGACCAACAUAAUCAAAUUGAUACUGUCACAGGUACGAAGUCUUUGGAUGCAAUGAAUGUUCGUAGUGUUGAUGUUCCCCAAGAUACUGACAAGUUACAAAAGGAAAAUGAUGCAGAAAAGGGGAGGUUGGGAUCGUCUCCUAUAAAGAUAGAUGAAUUUGGAAGAUUAGUCAGAGAAGGUGGCAGUGAUAGCGAUUCUGAUGAUUUACACUAUAGAAGGAGACAUAAGAGUAGAAGAUCUAGAAAUAGUAGUGAAAGCCGUUCUCCUGUCGAUAGAAGGAGGGGGCGAAGGAGUCCUCGGAGAAGAAGGGAGAGGCGAAGUCGUUCUCGCAGUUGGUCUCCUCGUAACCAAAGAGACAGAAGCAGAUCUCCUGUCGGCAGGCGUACAAGCCAGUUUAGUAAUGAGAAUAAGAGACGAGAUAAGGGUAUGGUACGGAAAUGUUUUGACUUUCAGCGAGGUAGGUGCUAUAGAGGAGCAUCUUGUCGCUAUGUGCACCAUGAACCCAACAAGAACGAUGGUCCAAGAUUUCAUAGGAGCAAACAUCACGAUGUUCAUCCAACUUCCAAGAAUAUAAAGAUAAGAGAGGACACUAUGAACAUGUCUAGGGAAGUAUCAGAUCUUGGGCAUACUAAAGUUGAGAAUCAGGAGAGCAUCCUGCACAAUGUAUCCCCAAAAAAGGAUACUCAUGACUGGAAGACAGAUAGUCCUACUGGUGAUCCAGAUUCAUUUGUAACUAAGUGUCAAAGUUCGAGCGACAGAACUGGCUUAGUUCAGGAUGCAUUAAUUUGUUCAGAACCAGCUGAGGCCAUCCACGUUCAUGCCAACGAUGAUGGUCAAGAAGCAAAGAAGUGUUACGAGCAACCUUCAGUUACGGCCUCCUCACAAUGCAUGGGCAAUGCUGAUACUGAGAAAUUAUCUGGUGAUAUUUCCAUGAGCACGCUAACUUCUGUAGAGAAUUCCGUGGCUCAGCAAUCCAACACGUUUGUUGCAGAGCUUCAAUCUUCCAAUGACCUUUCGCACCAGAUGGAUGGUUCUUUUGUCUCCAAUUUAUUACCGGAUCAAGUAACUGCAGUUACCUCCAAUAAAGCUCCUGAAUGCGAACACUUUACAGAUAGAACUUCAUCCAUUAAGCCACAGUUUGAUACCAGUUCUGCUAUUCAGCUACCUUUGACCUCACAAAUUUUAUCAGAGUCUCCAGUACCAAAACCAUAUUCUGCUACUGCUCCAGUUAGUGCUACUGAUGAUGCUCAUUCUCUUACUGAGCUGCCUCCUCCACCGCCUCUCAUAAUUUCACAUGUCAGUAGUGCUGAGAUCUCAAUGCCUGCCCCCUAUAAUUUUGUGUCACAAAAUUUGUCCUUUCCUCCUAACUCUUCACUACCAAUAGGUUUUCAUCCUCACCAUGGUAUGGUGUCCAUUCAACCAUCUCACUAUCAAAGCACUUCUUUACUGCCUCCGAAACCAUUGUAUAAUUCAUUGGCUCCUGUAACUACCAAUGCUGGUAUGCCAAUGCAAUUCCAUCAGAGUCAUUUGUCUCAAGGACGUGACCUGGGUUCUCAGUCUGCUAUGAGUUCCCAGCCAUUGGAGCUGCAUUCUCAUUCUAAGCUUGGUGAGUCCCCUGUGCAAGAGCCUUAUAGAGCUCCUCCAAUGCACUUGGAUGAGAUUAGAUCAAUUGCCCCAGUUGCAAAUAAUCGACCUACUCAACCUUUUGGAUUCCCAAGCUUUCAGAAUGAAGAAAACCAUGGACGGACUUCUGUGGAGAUGAAUUCUUCCAGUUUUUUUCCUCAACGAAACUUUAGCGAUCACUCUAUGCCUGCUACAAAUGCAAAUAGAAUGCAACCUUCUGGGGACAAUUUUCCUCCUACUGAAUUUCGAAGUUCAUUUUCACAGUUUCAACCUUAUUCACGGUUUCAACAGCCAUUGUAUACCUCACAACCUGCACACGAUAGCUUGUUUCGUGACCCAAGCCAGAUUGGUAGUAUCUCUCGGCAUUAUCCCGAUCCUCUAAGCAGGAGCCAUCCGUCUUUGCUUCCUGAAUAUGGGGGUUUGGGAAUUACCACGUAUCAUAAUCCUUACGCGUCUACUUUUGAGAAGCCACUUAGCUCCAGUUUCAGAUCUAACUUUUUGAACUUUGGGAAUGAUGCACCUAGUGGUGAUAUAUGUAGUUCUACUUUCAAUAUGAGCAGUGUUCACAUCGAUGGGCAAGGUACUAAUUAUGUUGGAUCUAGGCAGACAGUUGCUUCUCCAAAUUCCACAAAACCUUUGGGGAAACUCUUGUCUGGUACAGACGGUGAUCAAUAUGAUCCACUCUUCGACAGCAUUGAGCCAUCAUCACCUAUAACCAAGAAAUCUGAUCGUGGUCAAAAGCUGAAAAAAGCAAGGGAAUCUGAUACGAUGGCAAGACUUGGUGGUUCCCAUAAACUACUAGAUGUGGAGGAGAACAACAAGCAUAAGGAAGUCGCUGCUGUGACUUCAACUACUUCUCUGGAGAAUGAUGAAUUUGGAGAGACAGGAGAUGCAGAAGCUGGUGCUGUUGAGAAUGACCUUGACGAUGAAGCAAACUUAUCUGGAGAAAUUGAAAUCGAUCAGGUCAAGUCCUCUGAGAAGAGCAAGAAAUCCAAAGGUUCCAGGUCUCUAAAGCUUUUUAGGAUUGCUAUUGCUGAUUUUGUCAAGGAAGUUCUAAAACCAUCAUGGCGACAAGGCAACAUGAGCAAGGAAGCUUUUAAGACAAUUGUCAAGAAGACUGUUGAUAAGGUAUCUGGAGCUAUGAAGAGUCACCAAAUACCCAAGUCUCAAGCAAAGAUAAAUCGAUACAUUGAUUCAUCACAACGAAAACUGACAAAGCUUGUCAUGGGUUACGUCGACAAGUACGUUAAGACAUAGUAACAUGAUGAAUGAAGGCUGCAAUGCUAAUGUGGUGGACUAUGAAUGCCAGGUUAUUAUGGUUGCUUCUCCUCUUGUUCAGUGUAUAUCAGGAAUCAUGCAUUUGUCCUGGACAUCAUCUGCAGUGGAUGGAUAGAUGAUAGAUCCAAGGUGUCGGUUGAAAUGUCGGUCAGAGUUAGUCAUGGUCCUGGAGAUUCUGGAGAAAGGAUGAAGCUUAUAAAAUGUCGAGCAUCGUGACAUAAGUUCUUUAGCAUAUGAUUCUCAUUAUAUUCCUGAGGUUGCAGCAAAAUAACAUGAAACAACUAAGUGAUGUGAUAUUACUUUGAUUUUUAUGAAAACUCUGUUCAUGCUUCUGGUUUAAGGACCCACUGAGGAACAUUGCAUCAUCCCUCAACCAUUUAGUGGCCAUUGACUUCCUUAAAGUUGCACUUUCCGGUCGUAUUCUCAAUUUAUGGAUAUAAGGCUUGUUUUCAGUGAGAUUGAUCUUGAGCUUUGGGGGAUCCUUAUUUUCUAUCUGCAACAUUUUGACUGUGUUGGGAAAAAAGGAUAGUCCAGCCUCUGAGUUCGUAACUCUUUGACUGGUUAUCAACGUUGCUGGAGAAUUCUGAACAGAAAGGGAGCUUAGAGAAUUAUUGCCUCUAUAGAUGAAAUUUGACUACUACCCUGGAGUUUAAUCUUAUGCGCACAUGGUUUUAUGUUUUCUAGAAGAGAAGCUAGAGAAGUUAAUGUUGGCAGUUGAACAUGUUAGUCUGAUCUUUUCUUGAAUUUUUAAUCUGUUUGGGGGGCGGCGAGAGAAGCAUUACAACUGAUUGAGAUACAAGGUUUGCAGUUGAGCUUCCUUUUCACUUGAAUUGAAGGAUGAUAAUUUUCAAAGAUUUAUCUUGUUCUUAGAGCUACAAGACACUCUAGUUAUGACACAACAUCUGUCAUGUCUUUUACUGUUAAGCCACGAAGUGAUAUAGUUUCCUCUAGCUACAAUCUGGUUGCUGUCAUUGAAGGCUAGAAUCUUGCUAAUCUUGUUUCCUGGUGAUUCAGCUGGGAGGAGACAGAUAUGGUUCCAAAUAUGGGUUCUACCAGCAAAAUAUGUUACACCCGUAAUGUUGUUGAGGAGCAACUUUUUUUAUAUCUAUUCCAUCUGAUUCAUUUAUUAAUCUAAUGUGAUAGUGCUAACAUAUUUUGUAACGUUUAGGGUCACUUUUUUGAACAAUAGAGGAGCUUAGUUAGGAUUAAAGGAUGGUAGAUUCAUCAGCUCCAUUAAUAUAUGUGAUCAUAUAUAUCACUUAAGUUAUGCUUAAUAAAUUCUCAAUAAAAUGGAAAGAUAGGUGGCAUAUCUUAUUUAAAUGUCCACUCCAUUUGAUCGA
This is a messenger RNA of Cucumis melo (muskmelon), 6683 nucleotides long. RefSeq lists its product as uncharacterized. Gene Ontology annotation, biological process: RNA processing. The transcript has 8 exons. The record is from RefSeq and is a predicted model, not a curated record. Gene Ontology annotation, molecular function: metal ion binding; RNA binding. Lineage: Eukaryota; Viridiplantae; Streptophyta; Magnoliopsida; Cucurbitales; Cucurbitaceae. Bases 400 to 5322 code for a protein of 1640 amino acids.